Molecule: messenger RNA, 315 nt
Organism: Pieris macdunnoughi
Lineage: Eukaryota; Metazoa; Arthropoda; Insecta; Lepidoptera; Pieridae
Source: the annotation of a GenBank genome assembly
AUGUCUUCACUUUCUGUGGAGUCAAACAAAGAACCAGCGAAAGAAAAUGUUUACCGGAGAGUGUUUAAUUUGGCAUUUCAUCACCCAAAAAAAGACGCUUGUGAUGCUUGUUCUGAAUUCAAAGCACUGAAAAUUCCUAGUGCUGAACAAACAACCAAACAUAGUGAGCAUAUAAAAAGAAAAGAGGAGGGCAACGAAGAAAGGGAAAAGGACAGAAAAAUAAAUGAGGCCAUAGCAGUUGUCACAUUUGACUUACAGAACAUUUUUUCUCUUCCGAAAGCCAACGUGUCCUGUUUUUUUACACGAGUAAAUUGA